AUGAUUCCGCCUAUACCAACACACGAUGGCAUUUCUGCCGAAAACAAGAUCCAGCAUGUUCUGGCGUCACCCAAAGAGGUGCUCCAAAGUCCUCAGCAGGCUUGCAAGAAGAAACUCAACAAGAAUCAACCAAGUGAUAUCCCAAUCCCACCUUGUUUUGACGAUUCCAUCUCCCACUUGUUGAGCCCUUUCAGCCCUUUCCGGAAGCGAGCUGUCCUGGAGCGAGCCAUGCAUGCCAAAAAGAAAGACAUGUUGACCUUGAGUGUUAGGAAUAUAAUAUUUGCCGAGAACGACCAACUCGACAAUAGUGAGAAACUUGACCAUAGUGAGAGACUCGACAGAAGUGAGAAGAGAAUCCUUGAGGGCUAUCAAGGGAAUGAUAGUGGCCUUGUUUCUGUAGAAGAACAGAGCGACCGAGAAACUGCAGAAACCUAUCUCCGCCUUGCAAAAUUUCGUAAGAGCCAGGGCAAAAAUGACAGAUCUUAUGCGCUAUACCAAAAAGCACUCAAACUUAGACUGGAAACGCUGGGACCAGACCAUGUCAGUACUGCAGAGAUAUACACCGAUAUGGCAAACGUUCUAUUUAGUCAGAACAAAUUUGACAGAGCGAUGAGGAAAUAUCAGAAAGGAUUGAAGAUUCGAAUCAAGGCCUUGGGUUGGGAUCAUGAGACCACUGCAGAAUCUUACUGCAGCAUUGGCCAUGUCCUCUACAAACAAGGUGAUCUGAUAGGAGCGAUGCGAGUUUAUCAAUUGGUACUUGCUAUUCAAUUGAAGAAGGUACAACGUGAUAAUCCAUGUCUUGCUGAUACCUACUCGUCCAUUGGCACGGUCCAUUAUGACCUAGAUGAAAAUACAGAGGCCAUGAACAUGUAUGAGCGAGUUUGGGCGAUCCAAUUCAAGAAUAUUGGACCAGAACAUCUAGACACUGCGGCUACUUAUCACCGCAUGGCUAAUGCUUUGAGAAAGCAGGGCAAGAAUCAGAAAGCGCGACAAAUGUAUCAGCAGGCAUUGGACAUACGGCUGAAAUCACUAGGAAAGGAUCAUCCAAUCACUAUCGAGACCCAAAAUUAUCUGAAAGAACUCGAUGGAACAGGAAGAUGA
This is a messenger RNA of Cylindrotheca closterium, 1101 nucleotides long. The record is from the annotation of a GenBank genome assembly. Lineage: Eukaryota; Bacillariophyta; Bacillariophyceae; Bacillariales; Bacillariaceae.